Molecule: messenger RNA, 1537 nt
Organism: Photinus pyralis (common eastern firefly)
Lineage: Eukaryota; Metazoa; Arthropoda; Insecta; Coleoptera; Lampyridae
Product: putative nuclease HARBI1
Exons: 2
Coding region: 151-1455 (434 amino acids)
Source: RefSeq, a predicted model, not a curated record
UACAUUUACAUUCAAUUCAAAGUUGAAUUGGCACAAGAAUUUACGAAACUAUCAUUUACAUUGCACGCGCCUUACAUUCUCCUAACCUCACAAUUAACGGUCAGCUGAUUACUGUUUACAUUUUAUAAGUUGUCUUGUGGUUAUUGAGAAAUGAAUAAUAAUCUCCAUAAAGCAGUUAUUUUGGGUUCUUUGGGUGUUGCAGUAGCCUUGCUAGCUCGUGAUCGUGAAAAUAAAAAUAAAAAACAAGUACGUCGAAAAAGGAAGAUGUGGGUUAAAGACAUAUACUUGAAAAGAAAGGAACAGGGCUUAUUUAACAAUUUAAUUAAAGAGAUGCAACUAAGUGACCCUGUCUUGUUUUUCAAUUUUGCACGCAUGAACGCCACCUCAUUUGAACGUUUACUAUUGCUGUGUGGAAAUUAUCUUACUAAACAUUCACCAAGAGAAGCUAUACCACCUUCGCUUCGCUUGAUGCUAACGUUGAGGUUUCUUGCUACAGGCGACUCAUAUCCAAGCCUAGCCUAUGCAUUUCGAGUCCAUCCUUCAACUAUAUGUAACAUUGUAUGGGAAACAUGUCAUAUUUUAUGGGCCGUUCUAUCUCCAACAUAUUUAAAGCCACCUUCAGAAGAGGGCUGGCUAAAAGUGACACAAGACUUUUACAACUUAUGGCAAAUGCCCAAUACACUCGGCGCAAUGGAUGGGAAACAUAUUAGAAUCCGAGCCCCGUCUAAUUCAGGAUCAAGAUUUUAUAAUUAUAAAAAAUACUUCAGCACAAUUUUAUUUGCUGUAUGUGACGCCAAGUAUAAUUUUAUCUAUGUGGAUAUUGGUUCUUAUGGAGCUCAGAGUGAUGGUGGUGUAUUUAGAAAAUCCAGUUUGGGGCAAAAAUUAUUAUCAGGGCAAUUAAACUUACCAAUAGGUUGUCCUUUACCAAACGAUCCCAACAAUUGUACUGUUCCAACAUUUUUUAUUGGUGAUGAGGCCUUUCCUUUGCUGACCAAUCUAUUAAGACCUUACAGCAAACGGGAGAAACGUAUGCCUGAAGAUCAACUUAUUUUUAAUUAUCGGUUGUCAAGAGGAAGACGGGUCAUUGAAAAUACCUUUGGCAUUAUGGUUGCCAGAUUUCGAAUAUUUCUUCGCGAAAUACAUGCUGAACCAGAAACAGUUGAUGCAAUUGUUAAAGCAGUUGUAUGCCUGCAUAAUUUUAUUAAAAGUGAGAAAAUUGACAUGUAUUAUAACAGUUCAGUUGUAGACAGGGACACAAAUGGUACUAUUCAACCUGGCAGUUGGCGAGAUAUGGUCAGUGAAAAUACAGCAUUUCAAUCUGGUACUGUACGUUUUGGGAACCGGAAUGCUGCUAAGGCUGCCUGGAAGCUUCGUGACUACAUUAAAGAAUAUGUAAAUGGCGUUGGGGGUGAUUUAUGUCCAUGGCAGUGGGAUUGUAUAAAAAGAACUGAAUAAUGUAGUACAUAGAAAAUAAAAUUUAUUUUGAAAUUCACAUUUAAAUAGGAUUUUAGGAAUAUAAAAAUAACUUGUGAAUUUA